This is a messenger RNA of Pochonia chlamydosporia 170, 918 nucleotides long. RefSeq names its product phytanoyl-CoA dioxygenase family protein. The coding region runs from base 1 to 918 and encodes 305 amino acids. The transcript has a single exon. The record is from RefSeq and is a predicted model, not a curated record. Lineage: Eukaryota; Fungi; Ascomycota; Sordariomycetes; Hypocreales; Clavicipitaceae.
AUGACCACCUCCGGCCUCACAACCGAACAACUCACUUCCUUCCACCAAAACGGCUACCUCAUCAUCCGCAACGCCCUCCACCCCUCAACCGUAACAUCCCUCCUCAACGAGACAAACUCCCUCCUCACCAACUUCCCCCUCGCAGACCACCCCCUCACACGCUUCUCAACCGGCGAAAAGACAGACCACGUAGGCGACGAAUACUUCCUCACGUCCGGCGACAAAAUCCGCUUCUUCUUCGAGGAAGACGCCUUCGACUCCGCCGGCAACCUCACAAAGCCCAAGGAGAAAGCCGUCAACAAAAUCGGCCACGGGCUGCACACCCAGUCCGCCCCCUUCGCACACCUUAUCGAUGGCCCCGCGCUCAGACAAGCAGGCGAAGUGAGUCCCGCGGAUGUAGCCCGAUCACUGGGCUACAAGGACCCGCGGUGUCUGCAGAGCAUGGUGAUUUGCAAGCAGCCCGAGAUAGGGGGCGCGGUGCCGCCGCACCAGGACUCGACGUUCUUGUAUACGGAUCCGCCUAGUGCGACGGGGUUCUGGUACGCGCUGGAGGAUGCGACGCUGGAGAAUGGGUGUUUGAGUUUUCUGCCUGGGUCGCAUAGGUGGGCGGCGGUUGAGAAGAGACUUGUUCGGAAGGAGGGCGGUGUUGGGACUGAGAUGGUUGAUAAUACGGGGAGGAGGUUUCUGGGGGAGGCGGGGGUUCGUGGGGAUGUGGACGGCGAGUAUGUGCCUGGGGAGGUGAAGGCGGGUGAUUUGGUGUUGAUACAUGGGAAUUUGUUGCACAAGAGUGAGAGGAAUACGAGUUUGAAGGGAAGAAUUAUUUACACGUUUCAUAUUAUCGAGGCGGAGGGUACGGAGUACGAUGGCCGGAAUUGGUUGCAACCGCCUGAGGGGGGGUUCACAAAGCUGUACUCGUAG